Drosophila navojoa is the source of this 366-nucleotide messenger RNA. RefSeq names its product mitochondrial ribosomal protein L33 (gene mRpL33). Lineage: Eukaryota; Metazoa; Arthropoda; Insecta; Diptera; Drosophilidae. Gene Ontology annotation, cellular component: mitochondrion. Gene Ontology annotation, biological process: translation. The record is from RefSeq and is a predicted model, not a curated record.
UUAGCACAUUUUUUGGCUGUCGGCUUGCACAACAAUUUUCAGGUGUUAACCGAAAUAAGUAAAUUCGCUCAACUCUAACAAAAAUGAGGCUAACAGACGUGCUUUUCAAGAAAGUCAAGAGCAAGCGCAUCAUGGUGCUGAUGGAGAGCGUGGUCAGCGGGCAUCAGUUCAAUCUCUUCCGUGAGCGGCUCGCAGACAAAAUAGAGCUGAUUCGCUUCGAUCCGUACAUACAAAAGGAGAGCUUAUAUCGCGAGCGCAAGAGAAUUCGCAGCGCCUAAAUGAUGCUGCUCCUCCAAAGGCUUCUCUAGUUUUCCAUUCUUUUCAUUGAUAUAUAGAUGUAUAUAUGUAUGUAGUCAGUAUGUCAUA